Molecule: messenger RNA, 626 nt
Organism: Suillus clintonianus
Lineage: Eukaryota; Fungi; Basidiomycota; Agaricomycetes; Boletales; Suillaceae
Exons: 1
Coding region: 123-626 (167 amino acids)
Source: RefSeq, a predicted model, not a curated record
ACCUAGACGACUGGGUCAAAUGGGACGAAUGGCGGCGGGAAGAUGACGAAGUUUUUUUCCCAACCCGCGACCAGCACAACUACGGAGCUAUUGGCCAGAAAUCUAUAUAUCCGCAGCGCAACAUGGGCACUCUUUUUGAGAUCGUGGCACCAAAGCCGGUCCGCGCAUGGAACAACAUAAGCUGGCUGGCUCAUCCACCUGUCGCCCCUGAACAAGUCCACUGGGAGGUGUUUAUCGAACCCGAAUCACCCGUCGUGCAUGACGUCCCUCUGUACUAUCUUCCAAAUUUCUCCGUUGCAGCCAUCUAUGCGACUUCACGCGCGGAGUCGACCACCGUCAAUGACACUGCCAGUGUAUCUCCCUCGUCCUACUUAUCUGCUCUUGCCGUCUCUAUUCCUCCUCUGCGUGUCAAUGAUCCUCAUUCUACCGUUCACGGAACAAAGGCAAUUCGCCCCAGAAGACAAGGGUCGAGAGAAUAUAAGCUGUUCCAGUUUUUACGCGUACGUCCUUUCUCUUAUCUCGCGCCAGCGGUCGAGAUGCUGAUUUGUGUUGUGCAGAUGUCUUAUGAUCAAAAAGUUGCUGAGAUUGAGAGAUUGAUUAGAUGGAUGAGAUCUCAUUCCCAGUGA